Betta splendens (Siamese fighting fish) is the source of this 1905-nucleotide messenger RNA. It is a transcript of the gene slc35a3b, whose product is annotated as solute carrier family 35 member A3b. The transcript has 8 exons. Gene Ontology annotation, molecular function: UDP-galactose transmembrane transporter activity. Lineage: Eukaryota; Metazoa; Chordata; Actinopteri; Anabantiformes; Osphronemidae. The record is from RefSeq and is a predicted model, not a curated record. The coding region runs from base 356 to 1363 and encodes 335 amino acids. Gene Ontology annotation, biological process: pyrimidine nucleotide-sugar transmembrane transport. Gene Ontology annotation, cellular component: Golgi membrane.
CAUCUGCAGCGCGCGCGCGCUCGGCACAUGUCGCCCCGUUGGCGCGCGACACAGAAGCGAGCGACGCCUGCAAACAUGCCGCGGCAGCUCCUUCCCUCGCAGCCGCGCGUCACUUUCCUGUUUCUUUUGGCCACGUUUCAACUCUAAGGCGUCCACUGCGUCUGCCUGAACUUUAUGGGAGCGACCACGCCGCGCGACCGGACAGAAGAGGACGUGGGCUGCCACUCGCGUGCUCGGCUGAGCGCCUGUCCUGCAGGACCUGAGUCCCUCGGAGGCAGAAAAAUCUGACUCAGCGUUUAAUGUGCACCUGGAAGUGUUGACAUCAUUCCCCCCCGAAGGCACAGAUUAGAGCGCGAUGUCGUCCCAGGCGUCCGCGAGGCUGAAGCACCUGUCUCUGGGGGUGCUGGUGCUGCAGACCACCUCGCUGGUCCUCACCAUGCGCUACUCCCGCACCCUGACGGAGGACGGCCCCCGCUACCUGGCGUCCUCCGCCGUGGUGUCGGCCGAGGUGCUGAAGGUCGCCGCCUGCGCGCUGCUCGUCUUCAGGGAGAACGAUUUCAGGGUGCAGGCGCUGAGCCAGCUGCUGAGGGAGGUGGCCGAGGAGCCGGUGGAGACCCUGAAGCUGGCCAUCCCCGCCGGCAUCUACACGCUGCAGAACAACCUGCUCUACGUCGCCUUGUCCAACCUGGACGCAGCCACGUAUCAGGUCACUUACCAGCUGAAGAUCCUCACUACAGCGCUGUUCUCCGUGUCGAUGCUGGGGAAGCGUCUGGGCUUCUACCAGUGGCUGGCCCUGCUCCUGCUCAUGGCAGGGGUCACGCUGGUGCAGCUCCCGGCGGGAACACAGGGGGCCGCAAAGAGCGAAGGGGAGCAGGCGAGCGCGUCUGCAGGGUCCCAGUUUGUGGGCUUGAUGGCGGUGCUGACGGCCUGUGUGUCCAGUGGCUUUGCCGGAGUUUACUUUGAGAAAAUCCUCAAGGAGACGAAACACAGCGUGUGGGUCCGCAACAUUCAGCUGGGUUUGUUCGGGUUUGUCUUUGGCCUCGUGGGAAUGAUCGUAUACGACGGUCAGAGGGUGAGGCAGUUUGGGAUGUUUCAGGGCUACAACGCCAUCACCUGCGUGGUCGUUGGUUUACAGGCUCUGGGCGGGCUGGUCGUGGCCGUGGUCAUUAAAUAUGCAGACAACAUCCUUAAAGGAUUUGCCACCUCCCUGUCCAUCAUCAUGUCCACGCUCAUAUCCUAUUUCCUCUUGAAGGACUUUAUCCCCACUGGUCUUUUUUUCCUGGGAGCGGUGUUGGUUAUCGCUGCCACGUUUCUGUACAGUUACGAGAGCAAACCCGCCGCUAGCAGCCCUGCCACGGUAUGAAGGCAGAUACGUGACCGAGGGGCCAGACACCCGGGACUCGGCCCCACGUCAGCACCAAAGCCGUGGAGGUGUUUUCUGACAUUUUUCAGAAGGAGCACAUUGUUAACGCACAGGGUUCAAACUGCAAAAACACACAAGUGCAAUUUAGGAGGGUAGAAGGAGACUGGGAUUAAACACAAUGUUGUUAAGGGUCAAAACUUUCUGUUGUAUGUAUUUUUAUACUUGUGUUGUGGGAUCUGGGCAAAGCAGCGAGAGGGCGACUGCUGUAAUGGUGCUGAGAGCAUCGGCCUCAGACGGAGGAGGGCUCCUGACAGAACCUCCAUCUAGUUUGCUGCAAAGAGGAGGGGUUACCUCUGUUCAGAGAUGCUGAAUGGCUUUUUUUAAGAUAAGAUAGGAAAUGACGGCCUUGACCUUGCUGCUCCAGGUCUGAGUAUUUAUAUCUCCAUGCACUUAUUCUACUCUUACCUAAAUGAAAGUAAAGUAAAGACCUUUAUGCAAGAACAGAUGAAUAAAUUAAAGUAUCAUUUAUUCUGUUUUAACCA